AUUAUGCUAAUCAUGAGUACCCGCUGAUGCGAAUAAUCAAUAUUAAGGUAAGUUUAGAAUGAUUUAUAUUUCAUCUCAGAAAAUUGAACGUUUUCAUGGACGUAGUACGAUUGAACUAAGACGUAUUUUGUUUGAACUAAAGGAAUAUAUGUUAAAUCAUUUGUUAAUUAAUGCAUUCUAAUUAAAUUGACAAUUUCCUGCCAGCCUAAAAUGUUUAUGUCUUUAAAAACAGAACACGAUGCAGAACUCUACAGUGCAGAAGGAUAGAAAUAUCAACGUACAUAUGUUUUAUGAGGAAUAUUCUCUUUUUUAAAAUAAAGGAUAUCUCUAAGAAGAAUGGAUAAGAAUAAAAGUAGAAAAGGCAAAAAACUAGUUUUGCCAGAAAAACUCGAAAUAGAGGAAAUUGAAGUUGAAACAGCACAGUCCGAAAAUGUUCCUUCUCCAAACGUUCAAAGAUUACCUCCAGAAGGAGAGGAAUCUACCCCUGUGGAAACGGACCGAAAGUCUAUUUACAAGUACCGCCCGCCUCCGCGCGGUUUGUCGUCAAACGAGUACUCUAUGUGUUUACCUAUUCAACAACAUCGCCGAUGUUCAUUGGGCGACCAAUGUAUAAGAGCCCAUUCUACAGAGGAGUUGUAUGAAUGGAAAAAUCGAUUUGAUAGUGCAUCAAAAGAUAUUAAAGAUGAACUAAAAAUUGCUAAAGCAUUUCUUAGAGAAAAAGAAACGAUGGCGCAAUCAAUCAGUAGGGUGAAAUGUUACACAUCUACUAAUUUAAAUGUACAAUCAUCCUGUAAAUCUUACAAACACGAAUGGUCAUUCACGCUAACUAGCAAAGAAUAUUUAAAGGACGUGUUCCUGUUGGAAGACGCCAAUCGAGCUAAUUUUGGCUUAACAUCAAUAACAAUAGGUCCUCGACGAUCUCAAGAAGUACAGAAUUUACCGCGGAACUGUCAACACUGGAAGAAUACAAGAAUUCCAGAUAAGUCGGCUAGUGUUUAUAGAGUCAAAGUGGCUUUUAGUAAUGAUAUUUAUGGGACAUUUAAACAACGUAUCGUAUUCGAUUUCGGUACAAGACCGGCUUUGGCCAAACAGAUUAGCGUUGAAACAACCCCUAUCAUAGAAAAAGAUAAGACGAGUAAUAGUCAGCUAACUUUAUCCAAACGAUGGAUCCAGGAAAAUGUUCAAAUUGUACCUUUUGAAUCCCGCUCUUUCUUCUCCAAAGAUGAGCAAUCUUUCUUGGACGCUUUCAAACCUCCAAAUGCGGAACACUAUACCAUUCCAUCUUCGCUGAAACACUGCGAAUUAAGUCUUGAAAACUAUAAGGAGCGUAUGCAAGCAUUAUUGGACAUAGAAGAAAUGGCUCAGACUGCUAGCGUCUCCAAGUAUAACUUAACAGCAACAGUAGAUAUUGUUGAUAGGUUUCUCUUAGUACCAGGCCUAAAUUCUGGGUUAAAGUUUGCUCAAAAUGGUCAGUUAUUCGGUCGUCUACAGCUGCAGCAAGAUAUUUCAGAAGAUACGUCACAUGGAAGACUGAUACUGCAAUAUGUUAAUACGGUUUAUAUUUGUCCUGCAUCCACGUAUAACAAAGAUUCAUUACCUUCUGUGAUUUACGAAGCUCAGGUAGAAGAAAGGGGGAAAAAUUUCCUCUUCCUACGUCUUUCCCCUGCUUGUACUAGAGAUUUACAAUUGAAAAGCGAUAUGCACGUUCAAUUUCAAAUUCAAUUCGAAAUAAAUCGUUUGCAUUUGUGUCAAAUGAGAUACGCUCUGCAGGAAUUCACUCAAAUGCAUCAAGUACUAUUUCCAACCCUUGAACAUGUUCAACCAAUUCCGUGGUCUCCUGUCAGGCAAUGGAGUCCUGCCCUGGAUUCAAGAUUAAAUGCUAAACAAAAGGAAGCAGUUUUAGCUAUUACAGCUAAUGCAACAGGAAGUCUAUCUCCUAUUCUAUUAGCAGGCCCAUAUGGAACUGGAAAGACAUUUACUCUGGCCCAAGCAGCUUUGCAAUUAAUAGCCCAGCCAAACUGUAAUUUGCUGAUCUGUACACAUUCCAAUAGCGCAGCGGAUUUAUAUAUCAAAGAAUAUUUUCAUCCAUAUGUUGAGAGCACUGGAAGACAGGAAGCCAGACCUCUAAGGGUCAUGUACCGCAAACGGUGGAAAUCAACACUGGAUCCAGUCGUUCUCAAAUACUGUCUAGUUAAUAACAGUUGCUCCGGUGACACCUUUCGACAGCCUACACGUCAUGAUUUAGCUUCUCAUCGCGUUGUUGUUUGCACUUUGUCGACAAGUAGUUACUUAUUUUCCUUAGAUCUUCAACCUGGCGCCUUUUCACAUAUUCUUAUUGACGAGGCUGCCCAAGCCCAGGAACCUCACACCUUACUUCCAUUAUGUUUCGCGGGAGGUAACACACGAAUUGUUCUUGCUGGUGACCAUAUGCAAUUAGGUCCAGAAAUUCAUUCAGAUUACGCACGCCAAAAGGGACUAGGAACUUCUCUUUUAGAAAGACUCUAUCAAUAUUAUCCUCAUCAACAUCCGUGCAAAAUCUUACUUAUCGAAAAUUAUCGAUCACACGAAGAUAUUGUAAAGUAUACAAGCUCCUGCUUCUACGAUGCUCAAUUAUUAUCGAGGGGAUCUCAAUUUAAGCAUUUUAGAUUACAUCCUCUGUGCUUUUUUACCGCAAGAGGUCAGGAUAAGCAAAUCACAAAUUCAACAUCCUAUCAUAACGAUGCUGAAGUUUACGAAAUAGUAGAACAAGUUGAAGAGUUGAUUAAGACAUGGCCAAAAGAAUGGGGAGAAAUAAACGAGAGUUCAAUUGGUGUACUUACCUAUUAUAGUGAACAAGUAGCUCGAAUUAGGUCCGAAUUUAGGAAAAGAAUGCGACCGAUGGUUUCAGUUGAACGCGUAUUGAAUGUUCAAGGAAAACAAUUUCGAGCCGUUUUUAUAUCAACUGUGAGAACUAGUCAUACUUGCAAAAAUGAUACUGAUGACGAUGUAGAUUACGGUUUCUUGUCAAACGCUAAACUACUAAAUACUGCAGUUACUAGGGCUCAAAGUCUUGUUGCUGUUAUUGGAGAUCCUGUAUCGCUAUGUAGUAUUGGAAAAUGCAGAAAAUUAUGGGAAAAGUACAUUGAAAUUUGUCACGAAUCCAAAAGUUUAUUCGGAAUGACGUGGGUGCACUUAAACGCUUUACUCAACAAAGUAGAACUGUUAAAAGCCUCUUUACUCAAUCCAUUAGCGCCUGAAUAUGUUCCUUUAAGAAUGAGGCAAACUGGAAACAGUGUUAAGCCUCCUCCCUAUCAUCCUCAACCAUUCUAUCCGACUUUCCCUGCUGCACCUUAUAUGCAUAAUUUCAUAUUUAGACCAACAUUUAAUAAUCUCAUGUGGGGUCCUGUUAAUGUCUACUCCGGACAACCUCUUUUCGUACCACAACAGCAACAACGAGGACAUAGACAAAUUUUACAACAGAGACCCCAGCGUAAGAAUUUUAAUAGGAAUGGAGCGGCACCAUCCUCUAGUAAGGGAUCGUCAGAUUCGGGAGAGUCUACUCCCGUUGAAUCAACCGCUCAGACAAUUUCUACUUCAUCUUCAACAACUACGCAAACUAUGUCUCACACUACUUCAAACCCACUGCAGAUUCACAUAACAACUUGCCCUCACGUGAGCCCCACUGCAUUUCCUCCACCGUCGGCUCUAAACGCUGUUGUGCCUCAGCAACUGUUGAACAAUCCACAUCUCACCAAUCAAGUAUACUCAUAUUUAUUCCAAACUGAAGGCGUUCGAGCUGCAACUACUUUUAUGACCAAUGUUCAACAGCAGCUUGAACAACGAAAAAGAUCGACGAGUUCAAGUUCAGUUGUUGUUAGCGUAAAAAGCGGCAAGUCAGAAAGUUCAUCUGUAUUACGUACGCCGGAUAGUUCGUCUGACGAACAAUCUAUAUAA
Dimorphilus gyrociliatus is the source of this 3933-nucleotide messenger RNA. The record is from the annotation of a GenBank genome assembly. NCBI's taxonomy places the organism in Eukaryota, Metazoa, Annelida, Polychaeta, Dinophilidae.